GUUCACUAUAUAAACAGUGGCGAGGCGUGUGUUAUUUCAUCAACCAUCACAACGCAAAAUAAACAAGUAGAAGCUUUAAAAGAGAGAGAGGGAGAGAGAGAAAUGGCGACGUCAGGAACAUACGUGACGGAGGUUCCGUUGAAAGGAACAGCGGAGAAACACUACAAGAGGUGGAAGAGCGAGAACCAUGUCUUCCCUGACGCCAUCGGCCACCACAUCCAAAAUGUCACCGUUCACGAGGGCGAACAUGACUCCCAUGGUUCUAUCAGGAGCUGGAACUACACCUGGGAUGGAAAGGAAGAGAUGUUCAAGGAGAAGAGAGAGGUAGACGAUGAGAACUUAACGUUGACGUUAAGAGGACUUGAGGGUCACGUGAUGGAGCAACUCAAGGUGUAUGAUGUCAUCUACCAAUUUAUCCCCAAAACUGAGGAUACCUGCGCCUGCAAAAUCACUAUUGUGUGGGAGAAGCGCAACGAUGAUUCUCCUGAACCAAGCACCUACAUGAAAUUCGUCAAGAGCCUGGUGGCCGACAUGGACCACCACGUCAACAAAGCUUAAUCAUUAUAACCAUCACCACCAUCAUCAUUAUCAUCAUCAACAUCGCACCAUCACCAUCAUCACUGUCUCUACUUACUUAUUGAGGUGUUUAUCAAUAUAAUAAAGGGCGUCUUGUACGUGGAGUUUUUUUUUUUUUUUGUCACGGAUACCGGGAUACGUGGAGUUUAAUUUUAUGUAAUUGUCUGGUUCCGCAAGAUGGUUUGAUAUGUUGUCAUGGUCAUCAUCGAGUUCGAUGUAAUGAUUCUUAUGAAUAAUGUACGUUCUUCAGUAAUCUACUUUUUCAGUCUUCAGUAUAAGUACAGCUUUUCAUAGAUAUAAAUCUAGUGCCAUUGGUUGAUUUGGAUGAGCGUGUUUUCUUUUUCUUUUGUUAAAUUACGUAUAAACGGCUGUUUCUAUAGUCCUUUCUAUAAAUAUGCGGUGAAAGAAAAGCACUAGUUUUAGAUUUAACCAUUGAACAUGGGUGAUACAUAAUCGCAAUCACGUGUUGUGUUUAAGAAAAAAAAAUCUCAAUCACUUGUACUGUUGUACAGAUAUAUUAAAAGUGCAUGAUUGUAAAAUUUAUGCGUUGACACGACCAUAAGGGGCAGUGGCAGUGUGGCGGCCAUGCCAUCAUCUCCAGAUAUAUUAGGAUAUAUUAUCUAACAUUGAAGUUUCCAGGCACAUCAAUUUUAUAUUGUAACAUACCUAGCUAAUCCGUUAAGUUAUUACUGGUCUGUGUCCAUGGGUAACUCAUGCAUUGUAACUACCCAUCCUUCAAGGGGAUGAUAUGAACAUGAUAAGUGCAUGGAUGGUCGGCUUAAGGUCAUAAUUAACCAGUAGGGGCCAUAUGCAGUUGAUUCUAUUUAUUGAUGAGAAAACAGAUUUGAAUAUUUUAAUUAUUCUUUCUUUCUUCUAAAAUAUACAAUGGAGUAUUUUCCAUAGACAGAAACCGCAAGAGCAUGAAUAGGGGAUAAUCAUAAGACCAUGCACAACGGGAGUACACGACGAAGCCUUAGCACGAAAACUUAGGUAAAACCGAAUAUAAUAAUAUUACUUAGGUUAAUCGACGUAAGGAUUGGUCCGUGGCCAAGGCUUUUAAGAGAUUGAUCCUUAGCAAUGUGUCAACUCCUGAGUGGGACGGGGUCGGUUUGAUUUUGGGUUUGGUUAAAAAAAAAUGGUCAUUCUCGACGGAGACCGAAAAAAAAAGGAGAGCUUGAGGAAAGGCGAUAUUUGCCGUUUGAAAUCGAUCGUCUUCACGAAGGUAAAUCGAAGCGUAAACCUGUAUUUUUGAUCUUUUUAGCUUAGUUUUCAUGUAGAUUCGUCUCAUUUUAGUGGUUCGGUGAUGCGUUUGAAACGAUUUGGGUUUCGAUUGAAAUUAGGGUUUAAAAAAAAUUUGGGGUUAAAUCGAUUUGGGAUUUAUAUCCAGUAUGGGGGUUUGUAUAAAGGGUUUUGACAUGAUUUCGGUUUCAAUCUGAAACGGAUUUGUAUCUUAUUUCUUAAACGGUUUCGAAAUGAAAUAUGUUUUCAACGGAAGAGGAUUUUCUCUUUUUUCUCAAGGGUUUCUCAACCUUUUAGGUUUCAUAUGUGUUCACUUUCUUUGGGUUGUUUCAUGUUGUUCAAAACUUAUGUUUCUCGGUAAGGUUGUAAUAUUUAGCCACGACUGAACUUGUAUUCGGAUCCUACUACAAGAACCACUUCUGUUUAGCUAAUGAACUUUUUAUGUAUCAAAUGCUUUGUGUCCUCUUGUUCUUACGUUUAAUUCAUUGAUGUUGUGUUGAACUCACUAAAAUUUAAGAGUUUAACUCAUGAACUUGUUUGAAUUAAGCGACUUGAGUAAAAACAUGGCUUAAUAUUUCAAGGAAGGCAGGGCUUCUCUAUUCUCGGUGACAUCAAGACGGAGAAACAUAUCACAAGGUUAGCAAAAGACCAAACAUAUCACAAGGUUAGCAAAAACAUGGCUUAAUGGAAUUUAAGAUGAUUAGAAAUGAGAUUGUAUGAAAUAAUACCAUAUAUGUUUAAAAUUUUAACAUCUAUAACCAAAAAAGAUUGGUAAUAAGAUGAUUUGAAAAUGAUAAAUUAGAUGAUUAGAAAUUGGGAUUUUAUGGAAUAAUACCAUAUAUGUUUCAAAAUUUUAACAUCUAUAACCAAAAAAAUUUUUGGUAAUAAGAUGAUUUGAAAAUGAUAAAUUAGAUGAUUAGAAUUUGGGAUUUUAUGAAAUAAUACCAUAUAUGUUUAAAAUUUUAACAUCUAUAACCUUAAAAAAAUUGGUAAUAAGAUGAUUGGAAAAUGGGAAAUAAGAUGUUAUUUAAAUGAUAUAAAAAACUAAACUUAAUAUUUUAUUUUUAAAAGGAGGGAAACCUAAAAUGUCAUCAUCAUCAUCAUCAUCCGAUGAAAUCGAUGAAAGAUU
Messenger RNA from Brassica rapa (field mustard), 2944 nucleotides. Its product is annotated as MLP-like protein 328. Gene Ontology annotation, biological process: defense response. The record is from RefSeq and is a predicted model, not a curated record. NCBI's taxonomy places the organism in Eukaryota, Viridiplantae, Streptophyta, Magnoliopsida, Brassicales, Brassicaceae.